Molecule: messenger RNA, 1656 nt
Organism: Perca flavescens (yellow perch)
Lineage: Eukaryota; Metazoa; Chordata; Actinopteri; Perciformes; Percidae
Product: coxsackievirus and adenovirus receptor-like
Exons: 4
Coding region: 16-1017 (333 amino acids)
Biological process (GO): T cell receptor signaling pathway; regulation of cytokine production
Cellular component (GO): external side of plasma membrane
Molecular function (GO): signaling receptor binding
Source: RefSeq, a predicted model, not a curated record
GGGAAGGAGAGAAAGAUGAGAGGUUACCCUCUCUCAGCUCUCAUGGAUAUAUUAAUGCUCCUGUUGUUCCUUCUGUCUGGAGCAGCUUCUGGCCUGAUUGUGGUAACAGUGGACCCUGGAGAUGAUGUCAUUCUGCCAUGUCGGGUUGCUGGUUCCUCCAUCAGAGUCUUGGAGUGGACCAGACCUGACCUGAAGCCAGAUAUCGUCCUCUUAUACAGAGGUGGACACUUGACUCCAGAAGAACAGAAUCCAUCCUUUAAGGACAGGGUGGAGCUGGUGGACAGAGAUCUGAAGGACGGAGACGUGUCUUUAAUUCUGAAGAAUGUGAGCAGACACGAUGCUGGAACAUACAAGUGUCGAGUUAAACCAGCUGAUACUAACCAAAUCACACUCAUCAGAACCAUCCGUCUGCAGGUUCCAGACCUGGUUGUGGUACCAGUGCCUGGAGAUGAUGUCAUUCUGCCAUGUCAGGCUGCUGGUUCCUCCAUCAGAGCUGUAGAGUGGACCAGACCUGACCUGGAACCAGAGUACGUCCUCUUGUACAGAGAUGGACACCUGGAGACAGACCACCAGCAUCCAUCCUUUAAGGACAGGGUGGAGCUGGUGGACAGAGAUCUGAAGGACGGAGACGUGUCUUUAAUUCUGAAGAAUGUGAGCAGCAUCGACAACGGGACAUACGAGUGUCGAGUUAAACCAGCUGGUUCAAGACGGAAAAAGAGAGCCAUCAUCAACUCUGAGCCAAUCAGAAUCAUCCGUCUGCAGGUUAGAGACCCAGCAGGUUCUGAGUGUGGAUGUCCCAAGGAUGGAAACUCCACGAAUUAUGUUCCUGAGGAUGGACCUUCCUCUCCUGGAGGCCUCCUCGUUAGACUGGCAGCAGGUGUUCUGCUUCUUGUAGCUGCUGCAGUGGUUGGUGUCCUGAUAUAUAGAAGACGUAAGAACAAGAGAUCAAGACAACCUGCUGCUGCAGAUGAAGCAUUGGGUGCUCGUCUGACAUCUCCCAGAGCUCUUAACACCUGACUGCUUUCUCAUGUGUUGUAAAUAUUCAACACUUUCUACUUUCUUUGUGUUUGCACAUCUGCUGUUUGUUUUUUCUCAACCAAUAUCUUCCCUCUAUGAAUCCCACAUACUUUUUUUCAAGUAAAAGUUCUGUUACUUUUAAAGACAAUAAUGUGAAUCUCCACCUUAACGUGGUGGAGGGUCUGUGUACCUGAUGAGUCUGGGAUCUGCAUUAUCUGGACCUCUGAGAUCCUCUAGGGUCUCCAUGCUGAGAUGGUCCCAGAGGAGGGUCAGACUGAGAGAUUCACUUCAGGAGACAGAAACUAUGCACUUUAACUUUAACUACCUUUUUCCUCAAGUAAAAAUAAAAUUACUUGAUGCUUGUAAAAUGCAGUCAGAUAAAAGUCAGUAAAAAUGUACUUCAACAGAAGAGAUGUUCAGAUAAUUUAUACUCUGCUGCAAUACAGACAUAUUUUGCUCCAUUAAACUGAUUAAAUGUGUAAUCAGCGCUGAUGUAUCAAUAUAAGCUUUAAAUUGAAAAUUAUCUUUCUUUAGUUGUAAAUAUCAGCAGACGGAGCACCCACCAGAUAUCUUCUAAUCAGGUGUAGAGAGAUCUUCAACAUGUCUUCUGUUUGGUGUUUUGGUAAUAAUACAUUUUAU